This is a messenger RNA of Coregonus clupeaformis (lake whitefish), 839 nucleotides long. It is a transcript of the gene rsl24d1, whose product is annotated as ribosomal L24 domain containing 1. Gene Ontology annotation, biological process: ribosomal large subunit biogenesis. Gene Ontology annotation, cellular component: nucleolus. Bases 88 to 579 code for a protein of 163 amino acids. The record is from RefSeq and is a predicted model, not a curated record. The transcript is spliced from 6 exons. NCBI's taxonomy places the organism in Eukaryota, Metazoa, Chordata, Actinopteri, Salmoniformes, Salmonidae.
CUUCAGACAUGUGACGUCUGCUAUUACGAACCAUAGAGGAGCUAGGAAACGCAUAGAUGUAAACAGCUAGCUCGAAAUUUUAGAAAAAUGCGAAUAGAAAAGUGCUACUUUUGUUCGGGGCCUGUUUACCCCGGGCAUGGGAUGAUGUUUGUACGUAAUGACUGCAAGGUGUUCCGAUUCUGCAAGUCAAAGUGCCACAAAAACUUCAAGAAGAAGCGUAACCCAAGAAAGACCAGAUGGACGAAGGCAUUCAGAAAAGCUUCUGGGAAGGAGUUGACAGUUGACAACUCAUUGGAGUUUGAGAAGCGCAGAAAUAUUCCAGUCAAAUACAGAAGGGAGCUGUGGGGCAAGACAGUGGAGGCGAUGAAGAAGGUGGAAGAGAUCAAACAGAAACGACAGGCAAAGUUUAUCAUGAACCGGCUGAAGAAGGGCAAACAGUUGGAGAAGGAAGAGGCCAUAAGCGAAGUGAAGAAGAAUAUUCACCUUAUCAAAGCACCUCAUGCAGGCAAAGCCAAACCGCUGGAAGAGAAGAUGGUGCAGAAGCUGGCAGAAGACGUGGAAAUGGGGGAUGAUGGUUAAUCUGUUGCUUUCGAUGUGGUUGGCUUCAACAACUCAUUUCUGUGUGCUGUGUUUUUGUCUUUGAGAUUUAACUGUUCCGAAUGCAAGUCUUCAAUCAUACUGUGUAUAAUACAGAGGACAUAUGUGUUUUUAAAGACGUUGUAAUAAAUAAAAUAUAAGGAGCUGAUGCGCAGAAGUAAAAUUAAUGUAUCCUCCCAAAUGAACGUUCAAAACAAUAUAAAAAUUGAUAUUAAAUAUUAAUAAAACCAUGAUUGGUGAAA